Messenger RNA from Sclerotinia trifoliorum, 2258 nucleotides. The record is from the annotation of a GenBank genome assembly. NCBI's taxonomy places the organism in Eukaryota, Fungi, Ascomycota, Leotiomycetes, Helotiales, Sclerotiniaceae.
GAGAUUCGCAUUAUUUGUAUCUUAUUGUUACCUAUUUCAUCUCGGUGUCUUGAUCGGGAUACCUAGUAGGUAAUCAAUCAAUCUUACGACAUAAGUGAUUCCAGGUCCAGAGCUCCUUUGAUAGGGCUAGGUUAUUAUUAUUUGUAUUAACCGCAUGUAUAUAUAUGGCACUAUUGUCUGCAGUCAUCUUUACGAUCCUUUUUUAUAUCUGCGCCACGCUGUUCAGAUAAAUUAAGCUUUUUCGAGACUAUUCCCACUUCUUGGGGUUGUUCUUUUGAUUGUUUGAUUUUAUCAAUAUUAUCUUCCUCUUCUUUUUUUUUUGGUUAUAGCUUGAUUUAGAAUGAGGAUUCAAAGCUGGUUAUGGCCGUUACUUGGCUGCAGUGGUGCUAGUGCUCUAACGGUGGAUACUUCACAAACUGGUAUGUUUGAGAUCGUUAUUGCUGUAUGAGGAUAAUAAAUUUAACCAAUCUUUCAGAUUCAAUAAAGAGUGCUGCCAGUUUGGUGGCUGCAAAUUUGAUAUCAUAUUAUCAUGGAAAUGAAUCAGUACGUAUACGUCUUCACAUUCUUCAAUAAAUUCUCUCCUAAUCUCCUAUAGGGUCAAACCCCAGGACUUUUACCUCCUCCUUACUUUUGGUGGGAAGGUGGUGGCAUGUUCAUGACUUUAAUAGAUUAUUGGCGCUAUACCGGAGAUACCUCAUAUAACAGCAUUGUCUCUGAAGCUCUUCUUUUUCAAGCCGGUCCAAUGGCUGAUUAUAUGCCUCAAAAUCAAACCAAAGAUGAAGGAAAUGAUGAUCAAGGUUUUUGGGGUAUGGCAGCCAUGUUAGCUGCAGAAACAAAUUUUCACAAUCCUCCUGCGGAUCAACCACAAUGGCUCGCGUUAGCCCAAGCUGUCUUUAACGAAAUGGCUAGUCGUUGGGAUACUAGUACUUGUGGAGGUGGUUUAAGAUGGCAGAUUUUUCCUUUCAAUAAUGGUUAUACGUAUAAGAAUUCUAUUGCGAAUGGAUGUUUCUUUAAUCUAGGGGCUAGAUUGGCUAGAUAUACGGGAAAUCAAACGUAUGCGGAUUGGGCCGAGAAGAUUUGGCAGUGGGAACAGAGUGUAGGGUUGAUUGAUGGUAAGUAUAAUAUUUUUGAUGGGAGUAGUGAUGUGGAUAAUUGUGCGAGUGUGGAUCACUUGCAGUGGAGUUAUAAUGCGGGGAUUUACUUGCAUGGAGCGGCGAAUAUGUUUAAUUAUGUAUGUACUCUCCUUUUUCUCUCCUUUGCACUUUGGAAGAUUAAACGAGAAUCCUCGUUUAGUUUAGCUUUUCACCCUCAAAGCAAAGAAGAAGAAAGUAAAACUAACCCGAUGCUUCCUCCUCCUGAUUAGACCGAUGGCAAUUCAACCUGGCAACAACGCACAAACCAACUCAUGAAUACCUCAAUCAACAUUUUCGCCUCCACCAAAACAAACUCCAUCAUCACGGAACAAGCAUGCGAAAAAGCAAACACAUGCGAUACCGAUCAAUUAUCCUUCAAAGCCUACUUUGUCGCCUGGCUAGCCUCUACUUCUAUCCUCGCCCCUUUUACUUCUAAAACUCUCCUCCCACUCCUUCAAAUCAGCGCUGAAGCAGCAGGUUCUCAAUGUUCUGGUCCUAAUAAUGCAUGUGGAUUUAAAUGGACGGAUGAGAUAUAUGAUGGGAAUACGGGAAUAGGUCAGCAGAUGAGUGCUUUGAGUGCGAUAAUGAGUUCUGUGGUUGCGGUCCCCGGAGUGGAUAGUGUUGGGUUUGUGCCCGUUACUAAUGGGACGGGGGGGACGAGUGUGGGGAAUAAUAAUGCGGGGAGUGGGAAUGCGGAUGGGAUGGGUGGGGGACUGGGAGUGGAAGUGCGGGGAGAAGCAGAGUUUGCUGGUUACGAGGGGGAUAGAGUAGGUGCAGGGUUUGCGACGUUGGCGGUUUUGUUGAGUUUGUUUGGGGGCGCCGGGUUUAUGGUUUUGGAGAAGUAGGGGAGCCUGGAUGAAGUAUGGGCGGUGAUGCUGGAGUUUAGGGUUUGGGAUUUGGGAUUUAGGGUUUGGAGUUUGGGACUUAGGGUGGGUAGGGCGCUCGAGGGAUGUUUGGGGAUUAAGAAUGAAUUCUUUAAGGGGUUUGAACUGAGGUCUUUUCUCUCAUAAGACUUAUUUUAUCUUUUGAUUUAAAACAGGGUAAAUUUAUAUAUAAUAUAUAUAUACAAAAGCAUUUUAACUUUUCAAAAUCAAAUAAAAGACUAAAUUAAUAUAAUAUUAAACU